Messenger RNA from Aureobasidium pullulans EXF-150, 1429 nucleotides. RefSeq names its product S-adenosyl-L-methionine-dependent methyltransferase. The coding region runs from base 210 to 1289 and encodes 359 amino acids. The transcript has 4 exons. Lineage: Eukaryota; Fungi; Ascomycota; Dothideomycetes; Dothideales; Saccotheciaceae. Gene Ontology annotation, molecular function: methyltransferase activity. The record is from RefSeq and is a predicted model, not a curated record.
GCGACACUCUUCAGUCAAACGCGACGCAUCCCGAAUUUGCCGCGGCAUUCAGAAGCCGGGCGAUCAUUGCAUGACAGCACAGCCCUCUCUCGAAACAAAGUCAGCCAACGAAACACACUAUUCAAGCAGUGGAUCCAUCAAAAGACCAAGAAUAACCGUGGCUUUAUAGAGGAAGUAGUAGGAGUCGGGUAGCGAAAAAGAAUCAAGAUAUGGCCGAUAGCAAUGCACAUGACAACGGACCUUCGACAGAUCCAAGCAACCACACUACGAAUGGACUGCACAAUCACGAUGCUGGUUUUAAUGAUGUAGAAGGAGAUGGCCAAGAUAUAGACGGGGAUGAUAAUUCGACCAGCGAUUAUGGCAGCUCGGUAUCUGAGAGUUAUUGCAGUACUAUCCGCAGCAAUGCCGAAGACUACUACUGGGAAAAUGGACGACGCUAUCAUGCAAUGGGAGGCGGCCGGUAUCUCCUCCCGAAUGACGAUACAGAACUUGAUCGUGAAGACAUGAAACACCACAUGUGGACGCUGGUCCUUGAAGGCGAGCUGCACCUCGCUCCUUUUGGAGACGACCAUCCACAUAAGAUACUCGACGUCGGCACGGGAUCGGGUAUAUGGGCCAUGCAAGCAGCGGACAGAUAUCCAUCAGCCGAAGUCAUCGGGUUCGACAUUUCGCCUGUCCAGCCGAGUUGGGUACCGCCGAACUUGAUAUUCGAAGUUGACGACCUCGAACAGGAAUGGCUAUGGCAAUCAUGCUCAUUCGAUCUAGUGCAUUGUCGAUUCAUGUUCAUGUCAGUGUCAGACUGGCCGUCUAUGCUCGAACAAGCCUAUCGAACGCUCAAACCCGGUGGUUACAUCGAACUAGCAGAACUUGACCUACAUCCUAUGCCAGCAAUUGAGGGCAAUCCAGGUCCACCCCUUGUCAGUGAAUGGUUUGACAUACAAGGUAAGAUUCUAGCGAAGAUGGGGUUCGAUAUGCGUGUCGCAUCAAAGUUCAGGCAGAUGCUUGUAGCUGCGGGAUUCGAAGACGCGGUAGAAGUCGUGAGGCCAGUGCCAUGGGGAACAUGGCCAUCAGAGAAGCGACACAAAGCCAUUGGAUUUUGGCAUGUUGAACAACUCAAGAUGGGACUACAGGGCAUCACAAUGGCAUCUCUGACUCGGGCUGGAUGGUCAGUACCAGAGGUCGAAGUAUUUCUUGCUGGACUGCGUCGAGAGAUGAAGGAUCCAAAAUGGCAGAUUCAAGACCAGGCGUACACUGUCUACGGUAGGAAACCAGGAGGGAAGACGGUAUGAUAAUCGGAGUCUGGAUUGGAUUGAUUAUCGAAUUGAGUGGUGACGAUGUUGGAGAGUGGUCUGUGCACUGUUGUUGCUGUGCAACGGCGGGAGGCUUUGUUUAUUCGGCCUUGGGUGCGGGACAAUAUUUCUCACAAGCG